CAGAGCUUACUUGGUAUUCUUCCAUUCCUAUCAGCUAAGCUUCCUUAAUGUGCUUCAGAACUGAGGGAAGAAAUAGAAGCUAGAAAAUAUGUAAACAAGUUUUAAACCUACAGAUUCUUCUUCUGCCUUCAGAUGUAGUUAUUGUGUUGUCAGGGGAAAAUAAAUGCAGAUGUUGGACCAUGUCAGAAAUCUUGUCAACAGCCUGGAUUGUUUCACACAGAGUGGAGAUGUGGCUUCUGAUUCUGGUCGCGUAUUUGCUUCAAAGAAAUGUGAAUUCAGGACAUUUGCCAACUAAAGCUGUGGACCCUGAAGCAUUCAUGAACAUUAGUGAAAUCAUCCAGCAUAAAGGCUACCCCUGUGAAGAGUAUGAAGUUACAACGGAAGAUGGGUAUAUCCUUUCUGUGAACAGAAUUCCUCAAGGCCUAGCACAGCCUCAGAAGAAAGGUCCCAGGCCAGUGGUGCUCCUGCAGCACGGUCUGCUUGGUGACGCCAGCAACUGGAUUUCUAACCUGCCCAACAAUAGCCUGGGCUUCAUCCUGGCAGAUGCUGGUGUUGAUGUGUGGCUGGGGAACAGCAGGGGAAACACCUGGUCUCGGAAACACAAGACCCUCUCCAUAGACCAAGAUGAGUUCUGGGCUUUCAGUUAUGAUGAGAUGGCUAGGUUUGACCUUCCUGCAGUGAUAAACUUUAUUUUGCAGAAAACGGGCCAGGAAAAGAUCUAUUACGUCGGCUAUUCACAGGGCACAACCAUGGGCUUUAUUGCAUUUUCCACAAUGCCAGAGCUGGCUCAGAAAAUCAAAAUGUAUUUUGCUUUGGCCCCUAUAGCCACUGUUAAAUAUGCAAAAAGCCCUGGGACCAAAUUUUUAUUGCUGCCCGAUAUGAUGAUCAAGGGAUUGUUUGGCAGGCAAGAGUUUCUGUACCAGACGCGAUUUUUCAGGCAGUUUGCUAUUUACCUUUGUGGCCAGAUGAUUCUUGAUCAGAUUUGUAGCAAUAUCAUCUUACUAAUGGGAGGAUUUAACACGAACAAUAUGAACAUGAGCCGAGCAAAUGUGUAUGUUGCCCAUUCUCCUGCUGGGACAUCUGUGCAGAACAUUCUACAUUGGAGCCAGGCAGUGAAUUCUGGGGAACUCCGAGCAUUUGACUGGGGGAGUGAGACCAAGAAUCUGGAGAAAGGCAAUCACCCAACUCCUUUAAGGUACAAUGUUCGAGAUAUGAUGGUCCCGACAGCGAUGUGGUCAGGAGGUCAGGAUUGGCUUUCAAAUCCAGAAGAUGUGAAAACACUGCUCUCUGAGGUGACCAACCUCAUCUAUCACAAGAACAUUCCUGAGUGGGCUCACAUAGACUUCAUCUGGGGGCUGGACGCCCCCCACCGGGUGUACAAUGAAAUCAUACAUUUGAUGAAGCAGGAGGAGGCUGACCUGUCCCAGGAGACCUGCAAGGUCUUACUGUAAGACUUCUGAUACUGACAAGACUUAGGAGCAACCUUCUGGAAGACGGAGCUAGGACCAGGAACAGCGUAGAGGAUUUUAGAAUUUUUCAGAAGGGAAAACCUAUUUUAUCUUUCAACAGGAAGUCAGAGAUAACAGUUAUAUUUUCCUUCAGUUUCUACAUUUGGCACUAAUACUCAGAUUUACAGUUUUUUUUCAGUUAGUUAAACUAAAGUAAGAGUAAAUAUGGGUUUCCUGUGCUAUCAUGUCUUCUACCGUUUUGAAAGUUAAUUUUCACCUGACAGCCAGAAAGUACCUAGAUGUUCACUACAUCAUUUAGAUAAACCACCCUCAUACGUUUAUUUUUUCUAAAGCCGUAUUUUUGGAGGAGUAAAAUAAAAUGACAUAUUGGAGUAGAUAUUGAGGUCAAAAAAUCUCUAGAUUGUUGUUGGUUUUGAAAACAUGAUCUGGACAGUUUUGCCUUGUUGCCAUGGAGUCAGGAUACUACCUACCUCAGGAAGCCAAUUGGCUUUAGCAACAAUGAAAAAAUCACUAUGUGGCACAGAGGAAUACAUGUUAAACAUUCUCAGAAUACGGCCAAGUUUUAGAGUUGAAUCACAGAGAAGAUACUUUGGUAGGAUAUUCGCGAGUUUCCCAAUAAAUACGUUAUGCAUUGAAUGUA
This is a messenger RNA of Chinchilla lanigera (long-tailed chinchilla), 2109 nucleotides long. RefSeq names its product lipase, family member M (gene Lipm). The record is from RefSeq and is a predicted model, not a curated record. The coding region runs from base 180 to 1451 and encodes 423 amino acids. The transcript is spliced from 9 exons. Gene Ontology annotation, molecular function: hydrolase activity, acting on ester bonds. Lineage: Eukaryota; Metazoa; Chordata; Mammalia; Rodentia; Chinchillidae.